Lolium perenne is the source of this 1377-nucleotide messenger RNA. The record is from RefSeq and is a predicted model, not a curated record. Lineage: Eukaryota; Viridiplantae; Streptophyta; Magnoliopsida; Poales; Poaceae.
UGCUAGUGGCCGACCAAGCGACCGAGAAGAUGACGCCUAUGGUGCGUCCGAGGAAAACUUCGGCUAUUGCCCUCCCGGCCGGCGGCACGCCGCUGCCGGAACCGGGUCGGAGAGUCCCGCUGUCUCCCUUCGAUGCGUACUGGGUCACGCUGCCCCCUGUCCGCCGCGUCUUCCUCUACCGCUCACCGGCCAGCCAUCACCCGUUCUCGGACGUCGCCGCCGAACUCAGGUCAUCCCUCGAGCAGGUGCUCCCGUCCUUCCACCCGUUCGCCGGCGUCCUCACCUACUCGUCGGAUCCCCUCGGCCUGUCAAUCGUCCUCCCGGAGGAGGGGGAGGGCGCCUGCAGUGUCGCGUUCGUCGAGGCCGAGACGGACCACCAGUUCGACAAGCUCGUCGAGGAGUACGACGAGGAGGCGCUCCGGCAGCUCGCUCCGGACAUCCGUCGGGACGAGCUCCCGGCGCCUGUGAUGGCGGCGCAGAUUGCUCCAAAGCAAGAUGCACCGUCGGAACAAGGGCGCCCUCUCAGCCGACGGACCUUCACGUUCGCCGCGUCCGCAGUGCGGCGCCUCAAGCAGUGUCUGGCCGCCGCCGCGAACACCGGCACAGUGCCGUCCACGUUCGCCACGAUUGCGGCUCAUGGGUGGGUGUCCAUCGCGCGGGCCAGGGGCUUCACCGACGACACCCCAGUAUUCGCCGCCUUCCUCGCCGACUGUCGGGCCCAUAUGUCGCCGCCGGUGCCGGCGGCAUAUAUCGGCAAUUGCGUCGCUUUCUGCACGACCUCGCUGAGCGGUUCACUUCUCGCGGGGCCGACCGGGCCGGCCAUGGCGCUCCUGGCCAUACAGGAGGCCGUCGCGGAGGUGAAGCGUGACCCGCUCGCUGACCGUGAUCGGUGGUGCACCAAGUUCGCGGCCAUCCCGCCGGGCCGCGCGGUCAUUCUGGUGGGGUCGCCGUGGUUCCCAGCGUAUGGAGUUGACUUCGGGUUCGGGAGGCCGGCGAGGGUUGAGCUGGCGUCCAUGAACCACGACGGUGAGAUGGCGCUCGUCGCCGGGAGGGAGCCAGGCUCGGUGCAGGUGUCAGUGGCCAUUGCUGCGGAAAAGAUGCCAGCGUUCCGUGGUAUGUUUGAACUGGAGUGUGACCGUGCGUCGGCGAUGCCAGUGUCUGAAUCAGAGUAGUUCGCGUCUAAAGCUGUAGGUCGAUCGAUCAUGUACAUUUCAGCGUUCCACAUCCGCGGUGGCUUUCAAUAAAGGGAUUUGCUAGCUAGCUUCCGUGCACAGUUAAGUUUUGCGCCAUUUAAUUUGCAUCAUGAUUCUAGUAGUUAAUUAUGAGUUGCAACAUGAUUUGGAACUGAGAUUUGAGGAUAUCAUUUAACUGAGAAAU